AUGCCUCUCACUCCAGAGCAGGAAGCUCUCCGUACCCAAUUCACGGAUACGGGAAGCACCUGGACGCCAGCCUGGGAACGAGUUCUCCAAAUAGACCCUUCCUACUUCGCGGCAUACCUCAAAUUACAUCAUGCCGCGUUUAACAAAAGACUCCUACCGCCCAAACUCCAACAUCUUCUGAUUCUAUCAGCAGACGCAAGCUGUUGCACGGAAUACGGACCGGGGAUUCGAGCUAACAUGGCGGCUGCACUCGCUGCCGGAGCAACUCAGGCGGAAGUGCUCGAGACACUCGAGUUGACAUCGGUCUUGGGAGUUCACUCAGUCAGCUGUGGCGUACCUCUUCUUCACGAAGUUCUGGCCGAGGAGGGGAAGCCCGCUAUAUUCCUCGGCGAAUCCCAAAUCUGGGAUAAACGUCAAUCGGACCUCAGAGAUCGAUUCACGGCUACACGGGGGUACUGGGAUCGUCAUUGGAAUGAGGUACUUUGCCUGGACCCCGACUUUCUUGAAGGAUACCUUGCUUUUUCCGGAGAGCCGUUUGAUGAACGAAAGAGUAUCUUUGAUCGCAAAACCAAAGAAUUGGUGUAUAUUGCCAUUGACUCUGCCACAACGCAUAUGUUUCUACCAGGAUUGAAGUUACACAUUCGGAACGCUGUCAAGUUUGGAGCCACUCCAUAUGAGAUCAUGGAAGUAUUUGAAUUGGUAAAUCUGAUGGGUAUUCAUACCAUGUUAGAGGGAGUUACGGCCCUGAAGGAGAUCUCGAAUUAG
This is a messenger RNA of Talaromyces proteolyticus, 765 nucleotides long. RefSeq names its product carboxymuconolactone decarboxylase. The coding region runs from base 1 to 765 and encodes 254 amino acids. Gene Ontology annotation, molecular function: peroxiredoxin activity. The record is from RefSeq and is a predicted model, not a curated record. The transcript has a single exon. NCBI's taxonomy places the organism in Eukaryota, Fungi, Ascomycota, Eurotiomycetes, Eurotiales, Trichocomaceae.